CGCGAAGAGAAAAAGACACAACUGGCCCUUGUUUCGGAAUUGUUGACGUCUUUUCUUCAGUCCUUGCCCCGGCUCGCACGAAGAUGGACACCUCUGAACUUCACCAAUCCGAAUUUCAUUCAGCUAUCAACGAGCGAGGCAAUCGAGGAGGAAACCAUUCCGAGCUAUAUUUCGGGUCGGGGAAAUAUUCAAGUGCUGGUACCAAGUUGUGGGAAAACUGGGAUUUGGACCCAGUUCAACCCUGUGGCUCGCAUGUGACAUGGAGUAAGAAGACACCACUGGCAUCUUCACAUCUUCAUUAUCUUCUCACAACUCCUUCGCUAACUAAAAUUUACAGCUAUCAUCGCUAUGUCACUCUCAAGAUUUUCAUAUAG
Penicillium canescens is the source of this 374-nucleotide messenger RNA. RefSeq lists its product as uncharacterized. The record is from RefSeq and is a predicted model, not a curated record. Lineage: Eukaryota; Fungi; Ascomycota; Eurotiomycetes; Eurotiales; Aspergillaceae. The coding region runs from base 84 to 374 and encodes 96 amino acids. The transcript has 2 exons.